This is a messenger RNA of Lingula anatina, 1938 nucleotides long. RefSeq lists its product as uncharacterized. The record is from RefSeq and is a predicted model, not a curated record. NCBI's taxonomy places the organism in Eukaryota, Metazoa, Brachiopoda, Lingulata, Lingulida, Lingulidae.
AUGGGUUCGUCUUCCUUGGAGCAAAGAAUGCAGGAGAUACUGCAGAUGAUGGAGACGCAGGCGGAGACUGUCGCCCUAAUGGAAAUUCAGUUACUAGAGAAAUCUGAGAUGGUAAACAGGUACAGUGAUGAAAAUCAAGAGUUGUUGUUGAAGAACAUGGAUCUAAAAGCUGAGAAGAAGAAAAUCAAGGAAAAUCUUCUGACUCUGACGAAGAGAAUGCAGGACUAUGAACCAGGUAGACAACACAUUACAGUAGAUCUUGGCAAAGAUGAGGAAGACGAGGACGAGGAGGAGAAGGAGGAAGGCAGACGAACACACGGUACAUCUUUGGGCGGUGGAGCAAGUGCUUUGCCACCAAGGUCUGCAAUCUCAAAGGGCAUGAUCACCGAAGAUCCCGUCAUCUUGAAAGCACAGUUGAGGGAACGCACCAACAGAGUAGAAAUCCUAUCACAGGAAAAUCAAGAAUUCAAGGAAAAACUUGAAGAAUUGGAGCAGGCAUUACUUGACAAGGAGUGUGAAGUGGAUGCCUUAGAGGUAGAUAAAGCCAAUCUAAUGAAACAGAUGAAGAAAGCGAACUUCAGACCAGAUGUCAGUUCUCUCUCGAAUACCUCAUUCAGUGGAAGAGCCUCUGGAAGUGCUAUAAAACUUGUCCAGCGAGAGGGAUCCAAGACUCAUAGGUGCAGCAAGUGUCACUGUCAUCUUAAGCAGGGCAAUGAAAGCAAAACAGCUAUGAUGUCUAAAGCUGGUCUGACAAAGACGGCUAUAGAGGAACUUCAGCGUGAAAACAAGGAAUACAGAGAAAUGAUAGAGCAACUCCAGGUGUCCUUAAACUCCGCCCAAGACGAGGUCCAGCAACUGUGUCAAGAAAAAUCCCAGGUUAUUAUUAUUAUUUUUUCCUUUUUAAAUGAUGAUCAGUGGAUAAAAUCACCCACGGAAGAGAACCUUAGAGUUCAGUCUUCUGAAUCAGAAAAAGACCUCGGAGACAGUAGAAGAAACGUGCCAACAGUGUCAAAAAUUGUGGUAUCCCAACACUACAGUGAUGAAGAUGAUGAAGAGGAUCUUGUCGAUGAAAACAACAGAAUUGAAGCUUCCAGUGUUCACCGUCUUGGCGAGGUGUUUAGUCCGUCAGCAUUGAAUGUGUUUGAGAUGCUGGGAGUUCCAGGAAAAGAAUGGAGUAACGAGGGUGGUAAACAAAUGGAACGAGGCAGUGCUAUCAGAGCUCAGAUGUCCAGUAAGGCUACCCAAACAGAGGAAAGCUGGGAUUCUAUCAUAGAAAAAUUAGGAAAGAAAAAGUGGACAGAACGAGAUAUCACAGCAGUUUCAACGGUGGUGCCAUCUACGGUCAAUGUUGCCAAAGCAAUGAUGUCACAUGGUCGCCCAAAUGUGAUCCAUCAAGUGGAACAAGAUGCUGAGAAUUAUUUGCAAAAUAAUCUUGAUGAGAUGGUAAGCGGCAUGAACAAUUUCUUUGAGAACUCGGCUCAGAUGAUGGGGGAACAGUUGGGCAUGAUGACCAAGGCCAAUCACGACCUCAGGGCCAACCUUGACCCACGGGAGGCCUUUAAACUGGACAGGCGCCUAGAGGCUAUGAUGAAGGACAUGUUUGGGUCUGAGGCCUACAACAUGGAACAAGAAAUUCUCCAAAGAGGAAAGAGGUUUGGAGGUUUCGAUCGUACCAAGCAAGUGUUGGAUUUCUCUGACAUAAUGCGGGGAAAGGGCCUCACCCCUGAACAGAUCAACCAGAAGAUUCAGGAGCAUUUCACACGUAUCAGACAAAUGACUAUGGACAUGAUGUCACAGACAUAUCAACUGAUGAAAUCAGGACUCAAAUAUCAGCAACAAGAAUAUGAGGAGGUCUACAGAGUGGUCGAAGCCACAAAACCAGAAGUUUUGGAAACGCAUCAUGCAGGGCCAGUCAGAAGCAGACAGGAUGCCUUGAAC